CUCUCUCUCUCUCUCUCCAACAUACACUCUCUAAUUCUAUAUCAAAACUCUCUAUUUAAUGAGAAAACCUAGAAUUUUUUUUCUAAAAUUGUAAGAUCUGGCUCGCUUUCAAGUGCGAAGACUUUGAGGACCUAGAAAACCUGCAAAAAAUGGAAAGCUUCGGUGUGUUGAUGACCCAGCCCAUGAUGCCCUACCUUCAAGAAGAGAUAUCUCGUCGAUUCAAGAUUUUCAAGCUCUGGGAAGCUCCAAACCAGGCCAAAUUCCUCUCUGAAAACGCUGCUUCAAUACAAGCAAUUGUAGGGGACUCUGCAGUUGGCGCCAAAGCAGAAUUUAUCGAUGCUUUGCCAAAUUUGGAGAUUGUUGCUACUUGUUCAGUGGGCCUUGAUGCCAUUGAUUUGGAGAUGUGCAAGGAGAAGGGGAUCAGGGUUACAAAUACACCGGAUGUUUUGACUGAUUGUGUUGCUGAUUUAACGAUCGGGUUGAUUAUUUGUACAAUAAGGCAGCUUCAUAUGGCUGAUCGACAUGUGAGAGAGGGGAAAUGGAUUACUUUUGGGAAUUAUAAAUUGACCACCAGGUUUAGCGGCAAAACUGUCGGAAUAAUAGGGUUAGGCCGGAUUGGGCUAGCCAUCGCCAGAAGGGCUGAAGCAUUCGGUUGCCCUAUCACCUACUACUCAAGAUCGGAAAAACCCGACUUCAGAAACUACAAGUAUUACUCAAACGUGACCGAACUUGCCACCAAUAGUGACAUACUUGUGGUCGCAUGCCCUUUGACUGAAGAGACACACCACAUAAUAAGCCUGCAAGUAAUAGAAGCCUUAGGACCGCAGGGUGUCCUUGUAAAUAUUGGUCGAGGAGCACUUGUGGAUGAGCCUGAGAUGGUAACUGCACUGCUUGAUGGUCGACUAGGUGGGGCUGGGAUUGAUGUGUUUGAGCAUGAGCCUGAGGUCCCAAUGGAGCUCUUUGGGCUCGACAAUGUGGUGCUUGUGCCUCAUGUUGGUAGUGCUACUUGGGAGACUCGCAAGGAGAUGGCAGACUUAGUGCUCGGAAACCUUGAGGCCCAUGUAUUGAAGAAGCCACUGCUCACAGCUGUUGUUUGAAGUUGUAUCUGUGCAGUUCUGCAUUACUUGUGUUCUGAUUGAUUGUUGGUUGUGUAAUUGAGCACUUCUGAAUGAUUGAAACUGUCAUUUAAUGGUCAAAUUAAUCAUGGCUUGGUGAUUAUUCUUGUCAA
This is a messenger RNA of Amborella trichopoda, 1228 nucleotides long. RefSeq names its product hydroxyphenylpyruvate reductase. Gene Ontology annotation, molecular function: NAD binding; hydroxypyruvate reductase [NAD(P)H] activity; glyoxylate reductase (NADPH) activity. Gene Ontology annotation, cellular component: cytosol. The record is from RefSeq and is a predicted model, not a curated record. NCBI's taxonomy places the organism in Eukaryota, Viridiplantae, Streptophyta, Magnoliopsida, Amborellales, Amborellaceae.